CAGCUAGUCACGUGACUCAAUGACCCGGCCCCUCACUAAUUCAAGAUGGCGUCCACGAAGCUCAAGGGCAAGGAUAAGGAACCCCGCGGGGACAGUUAUCGGUAUGCCGUUACCCCUCAGGUGCCCGAUGAUGGGCUUACAGCUGAUGGCCAGCCCAAGAAGGGUAUGUUUGGAAAGAAAAAGAAGAAGAGCAAGAAGGAAGAAUUGGACAAUCUCAAACAAGAGUUGGAGAUGGAUGAACACAAAAUUCCAAUUGAAGACUUAUAUCAAAGAUUGGGAACAGACCCUAAUAUUGGUCUAACAGUACAACGGGCAAAGGAAAUUUUACUUAGAGAUGGUCCUAACUGUUUAUCACCCCCUAAAACUACGCCAGAAUGGGUGAAAUUUUGCAAGCAGCUUUUUGGCGGUUUCUCAACUCUGCUCUGGAUAGGAGCUAUUCUAUGUUUUGUGGCCUACUCAAUCCAAGCAUCCACAUAUGAAGAACCACCAGGCGAUAAUUUGUACUUAGGUAUCGUGCUCACUGCUGUCGUCCUCGUCACUGGAGUAUUUGCUUAUUAUCAAGAAGCCAAAAGCUCCAAAAUUAUGGAGUCUUUUAAAGAUAUGGUCCCUCAGUUUGCUCUGUGUAUCCGUGGUGGUGAGAAACUUAACAUUCGUGCAGAAGAGUUGGUGGUUGGUGACAUUGUUGAGGUGAAGUUUGGAGAUCGAGUACCUGCUGACAUUCGUGUCAUUUCAGCCCAUGGGUUUAAGGUAGAUAACUCCUCCCUCACUGGAGAGUCUGAACCUCAGUCACGUAGCGCUGAUUUCACCAAUGAGAACCCUCUGGAAACUAGAAAUUUGGCUUUCUUCUCGACAAAUGCUGUGGAAGGAACAUGCAAGGGAAUUGUUGUACAGUGUGGUGAUAACUCUGUCAUGGGUCGUAUUGCUAACCUUGCCUCUGGUCUAGAAGUAGGAGACACCCCAAUCGCUAUUGAAAUCGGACAUUUCAUUCAUCUCAUCACUGGUGUGGCUGUGUUCCUCGGUGUGUCAUUCUUCAUUGUUGCAUUCAUCCUGGGAUACUUCUGGCUCGAUGCUGUCAUCUUCUUGAUCGGUAUCAUUGUGGCUAAUGUACCUGAGGGACUUCUUGCUACUGUCACAGUAUGUCUGACCCUUACUGCCAAGCGUAUGGCCUCCAAGAACUGCCUUGUGAAGAACUUGGAAGCUGUAGAGACUCUGGGAUCUACAUCCACCAUCUGCUCCGACAAGACAGGAACACUUACACAGAACAGAAUGACUGUCGCUCACAUGUGGUUUGACAACCGUAUUGUAGAGGCUGACACCACUGAUGAUCAAUCUAGUGCAACCUAUGACAAAAAUAACCCUACAUGGAUCAAUUUGGCUAGAAUUGCUAUGUUGUGUAAUAGAGCUGAAUUCAAAGUCAAUCAAGAUGAUGUUCCAAUUCUGAAGAGAGAGUGUAACGGAGAUGCUUCAGAAUCUGCUCUCUUGAAAUGUGUUGAACUUUCCAUCGGACGCGUCACAGAAUAUCGUGCCAAAAACAAUAAAGUCUGUGAAAUCCCAUUCAACUCCAGCAACAAAUAUCAGGUGUCCAUUCAUGAGACUGAUGACCCCAAUGACAAGCGUUACGUAUUGGUGAUGAAGGGAGCUCCAGAGAGAAUAUUGGAUCGUUGUUCCACCAUCCUCAUAGAAGGCAAAGACAUCCCAAUGACUGAUGAAUGGCGUGAUAACUUCAACCAGGCCUAUCUUGAACUAGGAGGUCUUGGUGAGCGUGUACUUGGAUUCUGCGACUAUGAACUGCCAGUAGAUCAGUUCCCAUCUGGUUAUCCAUUCGAUGCCGAUGAAGAGAACUUUCCAUUGACUGGACUGCGAUUUGUUGGUUUGAUGUCCUUGAUUGACCCCCCACGUGCUGCUGUACCUGAUGCUGUCGCUAAAUGCCGAUCCGCUGGUAUCAAAGUUAUCAUGGUUACUGGUGAUCAUCCAAUCACAGCCAAGGCUAUUGCUAAGGGUGUAGGAAUUAUCUCUGAGGGACAGGAAUGUGUAGAGGAUAUUGCCGCUCGUCUGAACAUCCCCGUAUCUGAAGUCAACCCCCGUGAUGCCCAUGCCAUUGUUGUUCAUGGUGGAGAUCUGAGAGACAUGACCCCAGCACAGAUUGAUGACGUCCUAAGGAAUCACACAGAGAUUGUAUUCGCACGUACCUCACCCCAGCAGAAACUGAUCAUUGUUGAAGGUUGCCAGCGUAUGGGAGCUAUUGUGGCUGUAACUGGAGAUGGUGUCAAUGAUUCCCCUGCUUUGAAGAAAGCUGAUAUUGGUGUUGCUAUGGGUAUUGCUGGUAGUGAUGUGAGUAAACAGGCAGCUGACAUGAUCUUGCUGGAUGACAACUUUGCCUCCAUCGUCACUGGUGUAGAAGAGGGACGUCUUAUCUUUGACAACUUGAAAAAAUCAAUUGCUUACACCCUCACCUCCAACAUCCCUGAGAUUUCCCCAUUCUUGCUGUUCAUUGUCGCUGAUGUCCCCCUCCCACUUGGAACCAUCACCAUUCUGUGUAUCGAUUUAGGUACCGAUUUAGUCCCUGCAAUCUCAUUGGCUUACGAAGAAGCUGAGAGUGACAUCAUGAAGCGUCAACCUCGUGAUCCCGUCAAUGACAAGCUUGUCAACCAACGUCUUAUCAGUAUGGCAUAUGGGCAGAUUGGUAUGAUUCAGGCCUCUGCUGGAUUCUUUGUGUACUUCGUCAUCAUGGCAGAGAAUGGGUUCUGGCCUGUGCGUUUGCUUGGAAUCAGAAAGGAGUGGGAUUCUAAGGGCAUCAAUGAUCUAGAGGAUUCAUAUGGACAGGAAUGGACAUAUGCCCAGCGCAAGAUCUUGGAAUACACAUGCCACACUGCAUACUUCACAUCAAUUGUUAUUGUACAAUGGGCAGAUCUUGUCAUCUGUAAGACACGUAGAAACUCUGUACUCCACCAGGGAAUGAGAAAUAACCAGCUCACAUUUGGUCUGUUCUUUGAGACUGGACUUGCAGCUUUCCUGUCGUACUGCCCUGGUCUAGACAAAGGCUUGCGUAUGUACCCACUACGAUUUGAGUGGUGGAUUCCUCCUAUUCCCUUUAGCAUAGCUAUCUUUAUCUAUGAUGAAGUCAGAAAAAGCAUACUUAGGAAACAUCCAGGCGGCUGGGUCGAAAAGGAAACCUACUAUUAACACCAGAUCGGUCCUUGGACGUUACGUGGACAAAACAAUAGCUAUGUGUACAUAUGUAUGAACCUGAACAAAUAUAGGAAUAACUUGUACAGUAUUUCAGGUUCAGUAUGUUCUACAGAGAGAUUUUAUGCAACAGUGCGUCUCGUGCUAAGGGCCGUGUAAGGACAAUUAGUAAAUAACCAAUUAGUUGUGAAUAUUCAUGUUAAUUAUUCAGUAAGAUUUCAAGGAACGAGGCUUAAUGAAAGAUAACCAAGGCAAGCUGGGUAGUUCUCAGUAUUAGGCGAAUGAUAAUAUCAUGCAGUAACAUGUUGAAAACAGAACUCUGAAGAAAAUAAGACUUUGUUUGGUGUAAUUUUUUCACUGUUAUAUUUUAUGUGAUAUAGUUUACAUGAUUUGGACUGUUGAGUCCCUAUUCUGAAUCUGAAUGUAUGAAUUUUAUCCAGUUUUGUUCAACAUGAUGUUCAGUGGGUCCUGAUGUAUGAAAUGACACCUCUACAUCAUCUCAUUGAGGUCAUGUGUGUGCAUGUCUUUUUAAUAACUUUCCUUGUACAUUUUUGUUUGAGAUUUUACUAGACUAGUGGAGUACAUAUCGAGGCAAAGAUUGCUGGAGUGAAAGAAAGGGCAAGGUUGGGUGGAAAAUAAGGAAACAACGGGUCGGAACUCCGUAUAGGAGUUGAAGCAAUAAUUCAAGUUGAUGGCUACAUUAGUGAACCAAAGUGUGAACCAUUGUGUUUUUGGUAACUUGUCUAAUCAACCUUGUCCUUUACCAAACCCAUGUGACAUUCCAGUAACCAUAGCGACCUGUAUGUUUUAGUAUUUCGUAUCUCGUGUGUGAAUAUUACUAAAUAAACAUAAGUUAAAUAUGAAUAAAUGAUUAUAUUGAUUAGAGUGUACAAAGUUUUUGGCUUUUUGUGACAUGGUUGCUUGGGUUUUAUUUUAUAAUACUAUGACUAAAAUUGUAUAAUAAUAUCUGAAUAUAACAUUUCUCAGUGACGUCUUUGCUUUGAAUAUGAUAUAAAUAACAAAAUGUUGAGCUUUUUGCUAAGCAACUAUGUCACUUGAGGUCAUGUUGAUUACUAGCAAGUUCACAAUUUAUAUAUUAUACAUUUAAGUUUUGAUACUUGUCACAUAGACUAGCUUAUUAAUGCAGAAAGCAAUAUUGCUAUAAAUCAAUUAACAGUGGUUUGCCACUUUCAGUGGGCGUAGCACUUUUGUGUUAUGUCAACCAAAAGGUGUAAAGGUCGUUGUUAUGCACAUAGUAGCAUGUAGAAAAUAUAUCAAAAUAUAGAGGAUCUAAACAAAUUAUAUGAACUAGGAAUAAAAAAGGGUCCAUGACACUGCAAAUAGGCAAGUAAUACUUGGGGGAGGGCUACUCUGAGAUCAUCUGGCCUCACGUUGCAUCAGUCAGGCCCAAUGUUGCUAGAUCAAGGCCUGGGGUUUGAAUGCAGCCAGGUGACCAUACUAAAGCAUUCAAACAGCCUAGUGUUGGGACAGAGGGUGAUUAUACAUAUUAGGUAUGAAAUCUCGUGUUCUAACAUUGCAGUACCCUCUUGUGUCACACUUCCUUGUUAACCAUUGUGUAUGAUUCCUGGCAAACAGCACCUUCUAAAUCAAAUGUCUCCUCUGUUUAUAACAGAGGACAUAUCCACCUAACACCCUAUUUAAGUAAUACACAUUAUUCCACCAUAUAAAAGAUAAUAUUCAGGAAAUCUAGUACCUAUUUUAGAAUCCUGUUCUAAUAACAUUUCAUGGGCUCUGGGUUAAGUCAGCUCUUGGAGGAUAUUGCUGCUAUUUGGUCAAAUAUUAUACACUGGUUAAUAAUAUAAUCACCCAUGUAUUAUAAUGACCCUAUAACAACCAUGUAAAUAUAUCAUAGUCUAUUAGAUACAUAUUCAAUACUAUUAAAUCAAUAUUGUUUUUUUACCAGUCGUAUAAUAACAGUGUUUAAGUAUUCAAAAUGUUUCACUCGUAAAAACUGCUCUGUUUUGUGUCACAGCUAAAAUGAAAUUAAUAAUUUAUUUGUGUAAGGAAAUAAUAGACACACAGCAGACAAAACAUCUAUCACUACAUAUCAAAUUACAAUCCAAGAUGUGUCCAGAAUUCUCAACUGCUCUGUACUAUUCCUUCUCUACACUGAUACAUUGAUUGGAAUUUGGCUGUUUUUAAUCACAUUUGACUGUUUAGAGGACUUUGGCUGUAAUGUAUCAAUAGAUUGAGGAAUUAUGAUUGUAGUGAUACCAUUAGUGCUGGUUGUUAUACCUCAAUAAAACUUUUAGGUGUUAAA
Owenia fusiformis is the source of this 5467-nucleotide messenger RNA. The record is from the annotation of a GenBank genome assembly. NCBI's taxonomy places the organism in Eukaryota, Metazoa, Annelida, Polychaeta, Sabellida, Oweniidae.